AUAUAAGAAGGUGUAUAAUGUGUGCGCGAAACCCGGUUCUCCAACCACUCUAACGAAUGCAGAUGGAGUAUUCGGUUGACGAUGUCGCAGGAGCCAGGAGGCUGCAGCUCUCAGCGUACAUAUGCACGGCGCUGGUUACAUUCUGGACCUAUGAUUAUAUUCGCUCAAUUCAUGAGGAAUGGACAUUCCUUCUUAUGUCGCGCUGGACCAAAGUCAAAGGCCUUUAUAUCAUUGCACGAUAUAUUCCCUUUCUCCUCAUCACCGUGGAUCUAUGUCUGACCUUCGUCCUGAACGAGAACCCCAAUAAAUGUCAGAUAAUAAGCGACAUUUACGCAUCUUUUGGUCUGAUAUCACUCACUUGCUCUGAAUGCUUUUUUAUACUCAGAACGCAUGCGCUCUGGAGCAACAAUAUGAUCGUACUCUUAGCCAUACUUUCCACCCACAUUGCUAUCAUCAUAGCAUGCAUCGGCAUUCGUUUGGCCACUAUUGGCACAUCAUAUGUUACGAUUAGUGCGAUCCCAGGCAUCACAGGUUGCUACCGGAGUUCGGGCAGUUUCCCAUUCUUCGUGCCGUUCAUUCUCUUCUUUGUGUUUGCGCUGGGAUUACUCUCCCUCACACUCGUGCAAGUCAUACAGAACUGGCGGAUGGCCAAAGGCCCUCUUCAUGCCAUCCUGCUGAAGCAUAGUAUAUUCUACUAUACAUGCGGUCUUCUUCUCUCGGCCGUGAACGUCCUUAUGCCGCUGCUGUUUUCCGACUCCGCGUACUACUUCCUCCUCCAAGAAUCUUAUAUCUUUAUCAUUGCGAUCCUCGCCACGCGCAUGCACCUUCGCCUCUGGCAUAUGGACCAGCAUGUGGAUGGCUCUGACGGCCUCGUGUGGAUUUCUUUGUUCGAUAUACCACCUACACCGUGACGCCUUACCGCGCCGCUUAUUCGGGGUCGUUAGUAGAGUGAAUUUGGAGGCACGCGCUUGUCUUAUAGGAAUGC
Suillus clintonianus is the source of this 985-nucleotide messenger RNA. RefSeq lists its product as uncharacterized. NCBI's taxonomy places the organism in Eukaryota, Fungi, Basidiomycota, Agaricomycetes, Boletales, Suillaceae. The record is from RefSeq and is a predicted model, not a curated record. The coding region runs from base 57 to 911 and encodes 284 amino acids. The transcript has 15 exons.